AUGGAACAGUACAACGCCUGAUGAAAAGUUAUUCCUAAAAGACAGUGUGCUAAGGCUUUUUCAAAAUGGAACAGAGGAUCUUCUUCAAGAACAAAUGUGUAUCAAAGAUGGCUUGUCUCGCAUCAUGGUGGAAAUGAUCAAAAGAGAAUGGCCACAACAUUGGCCUUCACUUAUGAAUGAAUUCAACUCUCUCUGUUCACAGGGGGAAACACAAACAGAACUUGUACUUCUUGUCUUGCUGCGGCUUGUUGAAGAUGUUGUUGCUUUCCAAAGUCUUCAAACAAACAGACGAAGGGAUGUACUUCAGGCUUUAACAUCCAACAUGGCAGAAUUUUUCACAUUCAUGCUUCACCUACUUACGCAUCAUGUCCAAGGAUACAAGAAGCUUAAAGAUUCCAGUUCGUCAUCUGAAAGAAAGCUUGCAAGCUCAAUUCGUGUUUCCCAAGCUGUUUUGCUGACACUGACUGGCUACGUCGAAUGGGUCACAAGUCAGCAUAUUUUUGCCAGCAACAAUGUGUUACUGUCUACAUUGUAUGCUCUGUUGGAUAUUCCAGAGUUAAAACUAAAUGCAGUAGAGGUACUGCAGCAAAUUGUGAAUAGAAAGGGUAAACCAGAAGAGAGGUAUCCACUACUCAUCCUCUUUAGUGCAGAUGCUAUCAAGACCAUUCUCAGUGCUGCAGAAAAUGCUUGUGCAGUUGGGUUGGAUGAAGAGAACUACAUUUUUCUUAAGCGACUGUGCCAGGUGCUUACAGGACUAGGGGCUCAGCUCUGUGUGUUGUGGGGUUCAGACAUAAAAGAUGUUGGCAGACCUGAAAGUUUUCCAGAUUUUCUACAAGCUUUGCUUGCUUUCCUUGAGCAUCCCAGCAUGAAUUUGUGCUCUAUGGUUGUACCGCUUUUUUCAGCAUUUUUUCGUCAUGAUCAGAUCUCCAGUGAUAUGUAUCUUCAAGCAGUUGUGCCAAAAAUCUUGGAACUUUUAACAGUCAAACUCCAGAAGAUUGGUUAUCCUUCAAGAGACGACUCUCCUACAUGUGCUUAUUCACUGUUAGAUUAUGAUAGUGAUGAGGAAUUCUCAUACAGUUUUGCAAUUCAUCGAUCCCAUCAGACAGAGUUACUUCGUCUCAUCACAGGACAUUGUCCACUUCUAACUUCCCAGGUAGCUUGCAAUUGGUUUAGACAGCUAUUAGAAUCACCCUUGGAUUUGGAACCAGGAAAAGAUGCAUGCACACCACAUUCAAGGUCUUAUAUUUGCUGGGAUGCACUGACAUGCUUUUUAGAGAAUGGACUCAGUCGGCUAUUUCACAUCAGUGCAUUGACAGAUAUCACCCCUCAACUGGUACAACUUCUACAAAUGGCUCUCGCAUUUCAAAUUAAGGAUCCUGUCAUCCUUUCUUGUGUGCUGUCAACUAUUUCAACCCUGUUCCCCAUUGUCAAAGAAAAUCAAGAACUUAUGAAUAGUUUUCUUGAUAAGAUAUUUUCAGCUGCUGUGUUCUCCCUUCCCGGACAAACAAAGAAGACGAGGACUCGACCUGUACAGAAUGUCCGGAGGCAUGCUUGUUCUGCACUAUUGAAGAUAUGCAGAGACAACUCAAUGUUCAUGGUGCAUUUCUUUGAUCACCUCUAUGCCCGGAUCAACAAGUUAAAUGAAGAUGCAGAUCAGCUCACUCAGUUGGAAAAAAGCACAUUGAAUGAAGCACUUAUCCUUCUCAGCAAUGAGUUUAAACAUCUUGAUAAGCAGAGUGCCCUCAUACAAGAAAUCAUGCAACCAUUUACAGUUAAGUGGAUGGCAGAUACACUUAAAAAUGUUUUGAGCAAUGAAAUGAUGUUUCUUGAGUACAUUGGACUAGCCAAGAGAGGUAUGUCACAUGUUCAAGAGGACCAGGAAGGAGCUAAUAGAGCAACAAUAUUGACAUGUUUAGCAACAAUGAUGGCUGUUAUGAAAAGGAGUAAAUGGCCAGAUGAUCCACAGGAAGCACUGGUUGGAGGUUUUCAUGUUAGAUCUGUUUCAAGUGCUGGCAUUAUGUACAGAAAUCCAUGUUUUUGUCAUGUUUUGCCAAUGCUUGAUAAUGUUCUCAGCCUAUUGAGAAUCAUGAAUGCAAUAUGGGCUUCAGGAGUAAGAGCUACAGUUCCUGCUGAUUAUGUGAAAGUCUUUGACAUUCCUGAGAAUGAUAAAAAUGCUGUUUUAGGUUUAGCUCAGCCAUCAUCCGAUAACUAUGAACUUCCAGCAAACAGGUCACCAAUUGAAAAGAUACAAGGCUUCCUUUCUACGGCACAGGAAAACUGCUGUCAUGUAUUGGCUUGUGCGUUUGACAACAUGGGAUAUGAGUUAUAUGUAUCUGAUGACUUCAUUAAGCAGCUUUUGGACUCUAUAUUUGUGAUGAUAAGCCACGCAUCAAACAACAGACUCAGGCCAAUCCUUCGUGUAUUUCUGAAGUCUUUAGUACAGCAUUGUCCUGCUGAUUGUCAAGAACAUGUGCUGCUACCAGUACUGAACUGCUUGUGCAACUUCAUGUUUCAGAGACUGAGUUCACAGUGGGAAAUGAUGAAUGAACAAUUAAUUGCAGGUGAGAGUUCAGAAAGCGGAGAGGCUAACCAAGAAUCUCAAGAGAUACUUGAUGAGAUGUUUCUUCGUUUGAUUACAAGGGACUACCUGGAUCUGUUAGUGCCGCAGUGUGCGGGAAGAGGUGGAUAUGAAUUUCCAAAGGAAAGAAAGAGGUGCAAUGCUUGGCGAGUGGCCAUAAGACGAGUGAACGAUGACACAGGACGAUCAUGGUGGCCAUUGCUUAGUGAUGUCGUCUGCGCAGAACACUUCACAACAUCAGACUAUCAGCAGUUUGGAAAGUCCGGUCUAAAAUUGCAACGAAGGAGGCUGAAACCAGAUGCUGUUCCUAGCCAGUUCUCAUGGACAAAGCAACCAACUUCAGCAGAUGUCUCGAGGACAAAACGCUAUACAGAAUGCUGUGUAAAGAGAGAGGGUACCUGUGAGGGUUCUGAUGAGUUGUCUAUGGAUGUUGAUGUUAACUGUGAUCUGGACAUUGCAAUGGAGACGGAAUCUGAGACGAAGGUACAGGGAUUUACUAUUCAUGACUUCAAGAAUGACCCCAAAGGAGUACACUACUACACAGGGCUUCAAGACUAUCUCAACUUUAUGGAUGUACUUGCUUCACUUGGACCAUGUGCUUUUGAGUUAACUUAUGUAAAUGGUAAAAGGCCCUCCUUAUCUGUGCCAGAUCAACUAUUUUUGACUAUAAUUAAAUGUAGGAGAUAUACAGCCAAUUUUGAAUUAAGUCGAAUGUUUAAGGUCAGUGAAUCAGAGGUAUACACUGUAUUUGCAACAUGGAUUAGAUUUAUGCAUCUGCAGUGGAGAGAGAUUGCUAUCUGGGCAGAUAGAGACAUGGUCUUCUUUUAUGCUCCAUCUGAUUUCAAGACCAAGUUUCCCAGCACUCGGAGUAUCCUUGAUGGCUUUGAGUUUCCAGUUAAGAAGCCCAAGGCACCUGCUGCCCAGCAGGUAACAUUUUCAACAUACAAAAACCGUAACACUGCUAAGGCACUGGUUGGUAUAACACCAGGAGGUUUAAUGUCCUAUAUGUCUGGUGCAUAUGGAGGUUCAACCAGUGACAGACAGAUCAUUGAGAGGAGUGGAUUAAUAAAUAAAGUCAACAAAGGUGAUUCAAUAAUGGCUGAUAAAAGUUUUGAUGUACAGGACUUGUUUGCGCCAGUGGAUGUAACAGUUAACAUUCCUACUUUUUUCAAGAACAAAAACAGAAUGACAGGUCAAUCUGUUGUAAGGGAUAGAAAAAUAUCUAGAAAAAGAGUUCAUGUUGAAAGGAUAAUUGGACUUGGGAAAACAUAUAAAAUAUUGACGCAGCCACUGAAUCACACAGAGACAAUUCUCUCCUCAGACAUUGCAUUUAUUUGUUUUAUGCUUGUUAACUUCAGGAAAUGUAUUGUUUCAAGAUAG
Asterias rubens (European starfish) is the source of this 3958-nucleotide messenger RNA. RefSeq names its product exportin-5-like. Gene Ontology annotation, cellular component: cytoplasm; RNA nuclear export complex; nucleus. The record is from RefSeq and is a predicted model, not a curated record. The transcript has 25 exons. The coding region runs from base 95 to 3958 and encodes 1287 amino acids. Gene Ontology annotation, molecular function: RNA binding; nuclear export signal receptor activity. Gene Ontology annotation, biological process: protein export from nucleus; RNA export from nucleus. NCBI's taxonomy places the organism in Eukaryota, Metazoa, Echinodermata, Asteroidea, Forcipulatida, Asteriidae.